This is a messenger RNA of Chelmon rostratus (copperband butterflyfish), 3260 nucleotides long. Its product is annotated as rac GTPase-activating protein 1-like. The transcript has 17 exons. Lineage: Eukaryota; Metazoa; Chordata; Actinopteri; Chaetodontiformes; Chaetodontidae. Gene Ontology annotation, biological process: signal transduction. The record is from RefSeq and is a predicted model, not a curated record. Bases 155 to 2056 code for a protein of 633 amino acids.
UGCAAACUUACUCAAACAGGUGUGGCACUGCUCAUGCUGGUGUGGGAAUAAACCUCUAACCUCUGCUUUUAACAUCGGACGUUGUUACAGUCCAUGUCAGCCGCACUGCAACAGGAAACAUAUUGCACAGCUUAUCCAGCUGCACUAAAUCACAAUGGAGUCGUCUGUGGUGAACCUGUACAACCAGUUUCAGAGUCUAAGGGCCCAGGUGGACUGUCUGAAUGAGGGCAUUGAACCACAGUUCCUCCAGAUGGCAAUUAACUUUGAGGAGUGCCGUAAGAAGUGGCUGCAGACAGAUGAGGAGCUGGUUUCCUGUAAAGAGGUGCUGGCUAAAGCACAGACUGAGAGGGGAUCCCUGGAGGUCAAACUAAAGCAUGCUCGCAACCAGGUGGACGUGGAGAUCCGGCGGCGGCAGAAGGCUGAGGCAGUCUAUGAGAAGCUGGAACGUCAGCUAGAGCUUAUCCGGGAGCUGCUUGUAUCUGAGAACAAUGGCAACAGUGUCCACCUGAGCGAGGAGCAGCGUUCGGCCCUGGCCUUCCUCAGUACCCACUCCAGGGCAGCACAGGCUGCUAAAAACAAUCUCAACUCCAGUCGAAGGUUAACUACCAUCGAUGAAUCGGCUUCUUUGCUGUCAGACAUCAGCUAUGACCAAACAGACGACUCUCUGGACUGGGAUUCCUCUGUCAUGAAGACUGUGAGACUGCGGAAACGGCAGAAACGACGCUCCUCCAGAAAACUCUCGGAGGUUCCUCCACAGGGAGUGAAGAAACCUCGCUCCACUGGACGCAAAUCAGACAGGAUGAAUGAGUCCAUAGUGGCCAAAACCACCAUCACUGUGCCUGUAAAUGGCGGAGCUGUCGAGGCUGUCUCCACCAUCGAAGCCGUGCCUUACUGGACACGCAGCAGAAAGAGUGCUGCAGCAGCAUGGGCUGACACAACCACUACUGACCAAUCUGAAACUGCCAGUGAGGCUCCCAGCACCCCAGUCCCAGAUUUUAGAGCCAACCCCGGGGCCCCCAGAGCUAAUGGAGGAGGAAAGAAGCACCACUUCAUCCCCAAAACAGUGAUCAAGUCUGAGUUCUGUGUACCAUGUGGAAGAAGAACAAAGUUUGGCAAGAUAUACCUUCGCUGCCAGGAUUGUAGGGUGGUGACUCACCCGGAGUGUCGUGACCACUGUCCCCUGCCCUGUAAUCCCACAGCUGUUAGCACUCCCAUCAAGAACACACAGGCCACCCUGGCUGACUUCGCUCCAGUCACCUCCCCAAUGAUCCCAGGUUUGGUUAUCUACUGCAUUAAGGAGAUUGAACACAGAGGCCUACAUGAGGUUGGCCUGUACAGAGUUUCUGGCCAGGAACGCAUGGUGAAAGAGCUGAAGGAGAAGCUGAUUAGAGGAAAGACUCUGCCUCCACUUCACAAAGUAGAAGACAUCAAUGUCAUUACGGGUGUCCUCAAAGACUUCCUCAGAAACCUUCCAGGGCCACUGCUCACCUUCCAGCUGAACAAAACCUUCAUGGAAGCAGCCGAAAUCCAGGACGAUGGCAACAGUCUUGCUAUGUUGUACCAGACCAUCAGUGAGCUGCCUCAACCCAACCGAGACACUCUGGCCUGCCUGAUGAUCCAUCUGCAAAAGGUCUCUCAGAGUGUGGACACUAAGAUGGAUGUGAACAACCUGGCCAGGGUGUUUGGCCCUACUCUUGUGGGUCAUGCUGUUCCCAACCCAGACCCUAUGACCAUCCUGCAUGACACAAGCAGACAACCAAGGGUUAUAGAGCGCUUGUUCAGUAUUCCAGCAAAGUAUUGGGGCCAGUUUGCUUAUCCAGAUAAUGUAGGCAUGGAAAAUGGUCACCACACUGACACUCCAGACCACAAAGUGAGCAUAUUGGGACCAGUGACCACUCCAGAGCACCAGAUGAUGGCUAAAACACCUUCCUCCAGCUCGCUGUCCCAGCGCAUGAUGCACACUCUCUCCAGCACCACCAUAUUUGGGAGCAAGAGCAAGGCAUCAGCUGCCUGUAACCGCCAGGGCAACUUCUUUGCUUCUCCACAGCUGAAGUAAUGGCAAGACAAGAAAAAAAAGAGUUCACCAUAUUGUAAGUCUGGGCUACUUAUUGCAAUAACUGAAUAUGUAUUCACAUAAUCAUGUUGGAAAACUACUGUGCAAUUUUAGCAUGUAAAAGUUUUAUCACUGCGUUUUUUUUAUUCGAGUAUUUUAUACAAGACUUUCUAACCAUUUUUUUCUUUGAAAAGAUUCCUUAACAUAAGUGUUUUAUUUUAUUUUUAUAUCUUUGAUUACUAAUGAUUUAUUAUUGACCAAAACUGUGGCAACAUCUAUGCGAUUGUAAGACAUUUGAGGGAUUUAAUGACCAAGUAACAAGAGAAAACUAGUUCAAGAGUCAUUUGUGUUGAACACCUGGGUUUGACGAUCAGAGGCUAUGCAUUCACUCACGUUGGUCCAUAUUUGAACCUGUGGUUGUAACCAUAGCCUCAGAGAGAAAUACACACUGAACAAAGAGAAAAGAAGUUGUAUUAUAGGCCAGUGUCGCUUUGUCUUUUGUCUUUGGUCAUUGUCCUCAAACUGACACCUUUUUUGUUUUCAUGAUUUAACAUUUUUGUUUUAUAUUUAUGUUGAUUGUUCACUAUGAUGUAUACCAAUCAUGACAGUUUAUAUAUUUUAACAAUACGCCAUGUAAACACUGAUACUUAAUGGGAAUAAUGUUGCAUUUUGCACUGUAUCUGUAACAAUCUGAGUGAAUGUGUUUUCUACCUGGGAGUACUCACCACUAGAGGCUGCUGUUGCACCACUUUUGCUGUUCAAGCCUUAACCAAUGAAGAUAAUGUCCUAUAUAUAAUGCACUCAACCAGUCAGUAUUACUGACGCUCAUUGGAAAUGCUGUAAGUUAUUCCUGUGAAUAACAGUUCAGCCAAUAUUUUCUCUCUCACACGCCAGAGAUCUGAGACUUACAUCUGUGUGGUCAUCACAAAAUAGAAUCUGGAGCUUGUUUAAUUUAUGAAUGUGAAAACCGAUUUGCAUGCACACUUAAGCUUUUGAGUAUUUGAAUCGACUGGAGCUUUCUUGCACAGUUACAUCACCAGUAAUGCACAAGGAGUGAUGCUCCCUCUGAGGAAAUUUCUCCUCUCUCCUUCUCUCACUGUCACCUUUAUCAGCUCCAGAUUUUAUUGUUAUGAUGACAUUACUGGUUCAAGUAUUAGGUAUUUAGAGGAGGAAUGUCAACCAAAACUGAUUCAUCAUGUUCAGUCUU